Messenger RNA from Dichotomopilus funicola, 1080 nucleotides. RefSeq lists its product as uncharacterized. The record is from RefSeq and is a predicted model, not a curated record. NCBI's taxonomy places the organism in Eukaryota, Fungi, Ascomycota, Sordariomycetes, Sordariales, Chaetomiaceae. The annotation marks the transcript as partial. The transcript has a single exon.
AUGGCCACAGAAACCCCCACAACCUCCCAUCUCACUCCCACAUCCAUCUCCCCCACUCCCCUCCCUUCAACCCCCUUCACCCCCCACGACGGCAACCUCUUCCCCAAAUGGCCCACCCACCUCAGCCCCACAGCCGUCGAGACCUGGCUCUUCGACGGCAUGGCCUCCGACGGCAGCGCAGCCUUCACAGCCUCCUUCUUCCGCGACGGCUCUCAAGCUCCCAACCCGUACCGCGUCGCUAUCAACGCCCUCUGGGCGGAUGGCACGGCUUGGUCGCAGCAUUUGGUCACGCCGGAGUCGGUGGUGGAGGUGCAUGAGGGGGGGAGGGUUACUGGUGUGUGGCGGACUACUGGCGAGAGUACUCCGGGUAUUACCGCGUCGUUUGAUGUGGCUGGUGACUUGUCCACCGCGACGGUGACGUUCAACGCGCCAGGGCGUAUCACAGGGACGCUAACCCAGCGUUCGCGGGGGUAUACCACCCUCCCAGCCACGGCCCGCGAAGCAGAAGUUGCUCCAGGCGCCUACUGGAUGCGUCCCAUCGCCGUAGCCGACAUCGACGCCGACCUGACCCUGUUCAUCAACGACCCGGCCUAUCCACCUCCACCCCCUACCAAACCGGGCCAACCCCCUUCCCAUCCUCCUGUGCCUACAAUCCCUAAACAAUUUCUCCUCACCUCUUCUUCUUCUCCAUCCACCACCGACGUCACCACAGACACAGACGCCAACAACAAAGAAGAAAAAGGAACGUUCGGCGGCCUCGACCGCUCCUGGCUCCCCCUCGUCUGGACGCACGAAUCAACCGACGCCCUCUUCAUCCGCGCCCGCGCCGGGCCUUACGACAUAGCACUCAUGCGCCUCGUCGCCAAAGCCCACAAAUACUACCAGCCCACCGUCUCUGCGGCUCUCUACCGCGAUGGCCGCUUGAUCUCCCGUGCUUUGCACGCUUUACCGUCUGAUCGGAGGGAUGAUGCCACGACGGCGGAUGCGGUGAGGACCGAGAGGGUUUAUGAGGGCGGGGGGUUGAGGGGGGGGUUUAGGAAUGGGAAUGGGGGGGUUGUUGUUGAUUUCAGGGGGAGUGGC